Penaeus indicus is the source of this 2573-nucleotide messenger RNA. RefSeq lists its product as uncharacterized. The transcript is spliced from 5 exons. The record is from RefSeq and is a predicted model, not a curated record. Bases 108 to 2573 code for a protein of 821 amino acids. Lineage: Eukaryota; Metazoa; Arthropoda; Malacostraca; Decapoda; Penaeidae.
UACCGAUCCGUCCGCGCGAAAACACGGUCUCUUUCUGUGUCGUCUUGGUGUUUCGGUGACUAAAAUGACUUCUUAUACACGAGUGACUUAGUGCAGAUCUGAAAGCAAUGUUGAAGUGGAGAGUUCGUUCGCCUCUGUCCUUCCUGGGAUGCGAGCCGCCCUUGCAAGCCUCGCCUGCUAACGCCCGUGCCGAGGACGAGGACGCAAGGGCCGUGGGCGUGCAGGUGCCAGGGCUGCCCGCGGUGGCCUCGAGCUCCUUCUCGGCUCCCGCGACUCCGGUGCCAAACAGGUCGUUCCUCCACCGAGCUUUUGUGCCAACGUCCCCCGCCUCCAUCGGCAUCGCGGAGGCCCUCGGAUUUUACGACGGAGGGCUGGGGGGGAAGAAGGCUCCCGCCGAAGACGCAGGUUCGGAGGCCUCUGUGCAUGCUGGGUCUCAGGAUGGCGGCGGCAGAUCUCAAGGACAAGACGGGGAGGUUCAGGACGAUCAGAAGUGCGGCGCCCUUCCCCGCGAAAGCCACUGUCAAGAUGAGGGUCAAGGAGAAGGGAAGCAGGCCGCCCGGGGUCAGGGACAGGAUCAGGGACAAGGACAAGCAAAGCUAAUGAGUCAGACCGACGCGCAACUGCAGGAUGCCAAACCUCUGAGCGACGAUGCCAACGCCAAAUCAUCUCCUACUAAUGUCGCCGAAGAAAAGGUCCCAGACUCACACUACUCUCAACCCCGUAAUAACAAACCCAUUACGUCACCAGAGACGGGGACCUUGCCACGCCCCCCUCCGUCCAAGCCGCUCCUGAGGUACUUCUUCGGCACGAUGGACAACCACAUCGGCUCCUUGAGGAACAGCAACGAGCGCCGCGGUCGCCCCAACGCCCACGCCAAGGAGAGCAUGGAGGACCGCCACUAUGCUCAGCCUCGAAGUAACAAGUGCGUCAAUUGCAAGAAAAACAGCAACGCAGAGGAGCCCGUUACCCGCCGCGUCUGUGGCGUGAAAUCGCUUCCGCUGACCCUGGAGAGAAAAAAAAGCAAGAGCACCUUCUACGUCGAUGUACCUGACAUAUCUUCGCCCAAAACGACGGAUCGAAAGAGCGAGCAACGGAAUUGCUGUUGUGCCGCCGGUUGCGGUCGCGCGGAGGGAGACCAGCGGGAUAAAGCGAUCAAGGAGGAAAGUGGGAAGAAACUGCCGAUCGACCCCAGCGAUCUCUAUAGCAAACCGCGAAAGCGACGCGGCAAACCGGGAAACCCUCCAGGCGAACGAGCCAAAUCACCCGCGAAGCAGUGUACCGAACCACAGAAGAAUGAUGCUUCGAACCGCGAAAAUGAGGCGAACAGUCCUCCUACUAAGCAGUGCAGUGAACCAAAGAACCAACUGUGUGAUUCUGUUAGUCAUUAUAGUGAACCACGGAAGACAUGCAUCGAAGUAAAGCCACACCAAAGUGAAUCUGUUAGUCAUUAUAGCGCACCCCGUAGGCAUUCAAAGGAGCCAAAGAACCUAUUAGUCGAGUCUGUUAGCCAUUAUAGUGAACCCCGAAAGCAAAGCACCGAACCAAAGAACCCCGUGAGUGAAGCGAGUAGUCAUUACAGCCAACCCCGAAAAACUAUGAGCGAUUCGGCGAACCUCUUGGCCGGACCGCGAGCACAGUGCGCCGUCGGGGUAGCGACUCAGACGAGCCCAGAGGACUUUGUCGAAACACUUUGUUCGAAACGUCUCGAAGGUAAGUCUCAAGACGAGUCGACGCGAGCAACGGAAAAGACCGAAGGCGGGAGAUGCCAGACAGUCGAAGCUCACGAGUACGAGCCGCUCGACGUCGCCAGAGGGUCGGAGAACCAUCUCGACGACGCCCUCGACUUCCGAGACGCCCUUGGCUACAUGAGGGCGAGGGAGAUCCGGAAAUUAAGAGGCAAAUCGGGAAAGGAAGAAGGAGAAGAAAAGACAAAGCACAGGAAACAGAAAACUAAAGAUAAAGAAGGAAAAAACGGGACAGGGAGAGGAAAGAAAGGAGGGGCCAGAUCCAAGGAGCCUUCUGAAGACCCAGCAGGCCCUUCGAAGAGAUCGCGGAGGCUGACGCGAGACGAGAUCGUAAGGAAACUCAAAAGCAUCUAUCGGAUUGAGCCAAGUAUCCCCUCCUCUCCCUCCUCCUCUACCGCCUCCCCUCCUCCCCCAACCGCAGACAAGAAUAACGACGCGUCUACCUCUUCUUCUGUCAUUCGCCCGUGCUACAACACCUUCCCACGCCCACGCCCACGCCCACGCCCAGCCACGCAGACGAGCCCCCUCAUCAGCUCUGAGAGUAUCCCAGACGGGGCAUACGUCGAUCUUUUUCCCGUCCUGAAUAUGUCGGCUUUGCAACUUGCAGCCGAGGGGAGGGACUACCUCAUGUGGUGCCCCGAUCAAGAAUUCGAUCAUGCAGUCGCCGCCUUGGACAUCCGGAAUAUGUCGGCUUUGCAACUUGCAGCCGAGGGGAGGGACUACCUCAUGUGGUGCCCCGAUCAAGAAUUCGAUCAUGCAGUCGCCGCCUUGGACAUCCGGAGGUCAAGGGAGGUCACGCCCGAGUGUGACCCUCAAGCCUCCUCGUAG